AAAUAAUGUUUGUUUACCCUUUUAUUUCUGCAUCUGCAUCUUUCUGUUUGUGUAUCCAGCCCCUCCUGUAGUAUCUGUGUCUGAUGUAAAGGAGUCCAGUGGUGGACUUCCCAUGUUGCUGUGCUCCUCUCAGGGUUUUUACCCAGAGACCAUAGAGCAGGUGUGGUUUAAAGAUGGUCAGCUCCUCAACACCACACUUUCAGACACGCAGAAGGAGGUCAACCCAGAUGGUUCCUUCACACUCCACUCCUACCUGCCUCUGUCCUCAGGACCCAGCCAGACUGGCCUCUACCUCUGCUUGGUCAACCACUCUGCUCUCAGCCAGCCUAUCACUGUCAAUCACACAGUCAUGUCCAAUGGUUUCCCAGUGAGUUGGCUAUUGAUUGUGGUCAGCAUUGGAGCGGUCUUGAUUGUAGUAAUCCUUAUCAUCAUAUUCAUCAAGUGUACAUAUUUCAAGAGAGUCACACACCUUUCUCCUCUUGGAACGUCCCAAGAACCUGGCCACACUGUCUCCUCUGUGACUGAGAACAUGGUCUACUCAACACUGGGAGACCAUCAUCCAAUUCCUCUCUCCACUGCUAUACCAACACAGACAAGGGCAUUAGACAGUACCACCCGACGUACCAAAUCCUAGGAUGGGAUCCUAGCUACAGAUGAAUUGUGUAGGACUUUCUCAGAACCACCAUGUUUGGGACACUUGACUGGGGAAUAAAAAAAAAUCGAAUUUG
Coregonus clupeaformis (lake whitefish) is the source of this 728-nucleotide messenger RNA. Its product is annotated as patr class II histocompatibility antigen, DO beta chain-like. Gene Ontology annotation, biological process: peptide antigen assembly with MHC class II protein complex; positive regulation of T cell activation; antigen processing and presentation of exogenous peptide antigen via MHC class II. Gene Ontology annotation, cellular component: MHC class II protein complex. The coding region runs from base 113 to 634 and encodes 173 amino acids. The transcript has 3 exons. The record is from RefSeq and is a predicted model, not a curated record. Gene Ontology annotation, molecular function: MHC class II protein complex binding. Lineage: Eukaryota; Metazoa; Chordata; Actinopteri; Salmoniformes; Salmonidae.